Messenger RNA from Toxorhynchites rutilus septentrionalis, 1328 nucleotides. RefSeq names its product D-aspartate oxidase-like. The transcript is spliced from 4 exons. The record is from RefSeq and is a predicted model, not a curated record. Gene Ontology annotation, molecular function: FAD binding; D-amino-acid oxidase activity. NCBI's taxonomy places the organism in Eukaryota, Metazoa, Arthropoda, Insecta, Diptera, Culicidae. Bases 46 to 1185 code for a protein of 379 amino acids.
GGAAAGAACGUUGAUAAGAAGGAUUGCUUUAAUUUGCAUGUUCGGAUGAGCGCUCACGUUAGUUCACUUUCGAUUAUCAAUAAGAGUGGAGAGUUUAUUUCGAAACACAGUACCGAUUACAAAGUUGGCCCGGUCAAAUCAUUAGACAUGAAACAAAUUAUCGUUCUGGGAGCGGGCGUUAACGGUUUGUGUGCUGCCGUACAGUUGGCGGAGCAUUACUACAAUGUGACCAACGUAACGCUAAUUUCGGAGGAAAUCAGUCCGAACACUACGGGCGAUGGAUCGGCAGGACUGUGGGGACCUUAUUAUUGCGGAAAAACACCGGAGCAUAAGAUUGUCAAAUGGUCCUCCGAUACACACGCAUUUUUCCAUCAGCUGUGGAAGAAUGGCCUCGCAUCUCGGAUCGGUAUCAGUCUGCAACCGUGCUUCCGGCUCACAACGGAUCCCAAAGGUUACCCGGAACCCACCUGGAAGGACAAUGUGUUCGGUUGCACAAAAAUCUCACAAGCCGAACUCAAGCGAAUCAGCCAGGAACACGGUCGACAAUAUACCGGCGGGUACCAGUUUGCAACGUUCACUUGCGAGCCCGCUGGGUUGUUGCCCUAUCUGUUCAAUCGAUUUCUCGCUGUGGGUGGGAAAUUUGUUCAAUCGAAAGUGGACAGCAUUGAAGGUAUGCUAAAGGGCCGAAAGGCGGAUCUGAUCGUGAAUUGCACGGGAUUAGGAUCGUUGGCACUGUUCGGCGAUAAUGAGGUGCUUCCAAUUCGGGGUCAAGUAGCGAGGGUUUGUGCACCUUGGGUGUUCGAAAUCAUUUUGGAUGAUAGUGACGAUGGCAAUUACGUGAUUCCAAACACUGAAACGGUAAUACUCGGAGGAACCCAUCAGAUGAAUGACUUCAAUCGAAAUGUCAAUGCGAAGGACAGUAAGUUCAUUUUCGACGGGUGCGAGAGGAUGCUACCCAGUUUAAAGAAUGCUCCCAAAGUGAAGGAAUGGGUGGGGCUACGACCAGGUCGAAGCACCGUCCGGCUCGAGCUGGAACAUUGCGAAGCUGGUAAACAAACAGUUCCAAUUAUUCACAAUUAUGGCCAUGGAGGGUGUGGCGUAACGCUUUGCUGGGGAUGUGGUUCAGAGGUGCUGCAACUAAGUAAAUCUUUGGAUUUAACUAGGAGUGCUAUAAGUAAACUUUAAGGCAAGCGGAAAAGUUCGGAUCGAUUGACGAACAAACAGCAAUAAGUGGAAUACGUUUAUCGUUAAUGAAUGAAAUCUUAAAUUAGACAAUAAUAAUUUGCAUGAUACAAAUAGACAAUAAAAAUGUGCAUAAAUAUUGUAUA